Penicillium cataractarum is the source of this 1866-nucleotide messenger RNA. Its product is annotated as Y-family DNA polymerase. Gene Ontology annotation, cellular component: nucleus. NCBI's taxonomy places the organism in Eukaryota, Fungi, Ascomycota, Eurotiomycetes, Eurotiales, Aspergillaceae. The record is from RefSeq and is a predicted model, not a curated record. The transcript is spliced from 2 exons. Gene Ontology annotation, molecular function: damaged DNA binding; DNA-directed DNA polymerase activity. The coding region runs from base 1 to 1866 and encodes 621 amino acids. Gene Ontology annotation, biological process: error-prone translesion synthesis.
AUGGUCUCUCAGGAUGGGGCCGCAGAUGAGAAGUCAGAGCCGCCGAAGGGCGAAGAAGACUUUGAAACGCUAAAGUAUCAGUUGCUGGGACCCUCUUUAACCAAAGCGGGCCAGGACGCAGUUGAUCAGCAAAAGGUAUCAGAAAUUAUCUACAAUGCCUCCAAAGGAUCGAAAUUCUUUGAUCAUGAACAAGAACGCGACCGCAAUCUUACAGUCAAGAUUCAGCGUAUCCUCAAAGAAAAAGCUCGGUUGGAAAAGCUGGACUUGAGUCAUGACCUCCGCAAAGCAGAUGAGUAUCUUGCCGAGCUUGAAUUGACUCGUGAUCUAUCCCAAUAUAUCAUCCAUGUGGAUUGCGAUGCUUUCUUCGCGGCCGUCGAGGAACUCGACCGUCCAGAGCUAAAGACGGUUCCCAUGGCUGUUGGAAAAGGUGUGCUCACUACCUGCAACUACGAGGCGAGAAAAUUUGGAGUACGCAGUGGCAUGGCCUCCUUCGUGGCGAAGAAGCUUUGUCCGGAGCUGGUCCUCCUCCCACAAAACUACGAAAAAUACACGGCCAAGGCGAAGGAGAUUCGCGAAAUUAUGGCACAGUACGACCCUUUGUUUGAGAGUGCCAGCAUUGACGAGGCCUAUCUAAAUAUUACCGCGUUUUGUUCAGAAAAUGAACUCGACCCGGAGGAAGCCGUACAACGUAUGCGCGCGGAGAUUCUGGAGAAUACAAAGGUUUCAGUGUCUGCUGGAAUUGCCGCCAACGCCAAAAUAGCAAAGAUAUGCUCCAACAAAAACAAGCCGAACGGACAAUUCCGAGUGCCCAAUGAACGGGCUGCGAUCAUGGAGUUUAUGCGAGAGCUACCAGUUCGCAAGGUUAAUGGAGUCGGUCGAGUAUUCGAACGAGAGCUGGAUUCGAUUGGCAUCAAAACGUGUGGAGACAUCUAUCCACAGCGUGCUUUAUUGACCAAACUAUUUGGCGAAAAAGCAUUCCAAUUUCUAGCUCAGUGCUACCUCGGUCUCGGACGGACGAAGAUUGAGCCCGUUGAGACCCACGAACGAAAGAGUGUAAGUACGGAGACUACAUUUCAUGCCAUCGACGACAAGGAAGAGCUCCGAAAGAAGCUGCGCUGGGCAGCAGACGAGCUAGCUCAAGAUCUAGCUCGAACGCAAUUCAAAGGUCGCACACUUUGCUUGAAAGUGAAACUUCACACAUUUGAAGUUCUCACUCGACAAACGGCGCCGCCACGGGCUGUGUACCGAGCAAAUGACCUUUAUGCCUUCGCCUUGCCCAUGCUGGCCAAAUUGGAGAAGGAAAUCCCGGGCAUGAAGCUGCGACUCUUGGGGUUGCGAGUAUCAAACUUGGUCAGCACUAAGAAAGUCGGGAUCAACUUCUUUGGGGUGCCGGUGCAGACAAAGUCUAUCCCAGUUCAGACUCCCGACCCAAGUGCACAAUUGUCCGACGCUAAUGCAGAGCACGAUAUUGGAGCUGAAGAGGCCUUCGAGAACGCUGCUCGCCAAGAAAAGCAAGAUGAGAUGAAUGACUUGGAGCAAUUAAGUCAAGAGGCAGCUGGCCUUUCUAUGACUCCAGACCCUCCAGGUACUGGCAGUACCGAGACCAACGAGAAUUUUCCAGUGGAAUCGGUUGACCUCCAAGCUGAGCAGUGGGAGUGUCCCAUCUGUGGACGACCGCAAGUCGCCGAUGAUCGAGUCUUCAACGAUCAUGUGGAUUUUUGUCUUUCCAAGCAAACCAUUCGUGAAGUCGCCCAAGAUACUUUCCACGAAGUCUCCUCGAUACCUUCCAACAAGAAGCGCAAAACACCAGCUCAGCAGUCAUCUGCAGACUUUGACCCACGGCAGAAACGACUUUUCUUUAAUUGA